Danio aesculapii is the source of this 965-nucleotide messenger RNA. RefSeq names its product SIX homeobox 3a (gene six3a). Gene Ontology annotation, biological process: brain development; regulation of transcription by RNA polymerase II; eye development. The record is from RefSeq and is a predicted model, not a curated record. Gene Ontology annotation, molecular function: DNA-binding transcription factor activity, RNA polymerase II-specific; RNA polymerase II cis-regulatory region sequence-specific DNA binding. Lineage: Eukaryota; Metazoa; Chordata; Actinopteri; Cypriniformes; Danionidae. Gene Ontology annotation, cellular component: transcription regulator complex; nucleus.
UAUUAUGAGGCUGGUGUCAUUAGGCGAUAGCUAUUGAAUCAUUCAAUCUGAAUUCGUCGUUCUUUUUUCCUUCGCAAAUUUCCCUCUCUCUCAGGUCAUUUCCAUGGUUUUCAGAUCGCCUUUAGAGCUUUAUCCCUCUCAUUUCUUCCUGCCAAACUUUGCUGAUCGCCCUUUGCUCUUGGCGAGCAGUGCGCCCAGCACCAGGUCUCCCGAAGACUUGUCAAUGUUUCAGCUACCGACCCUAAACUUCUCUCCAGAGCAAGUGGCGAGCGUCUGCGAGACGCUGGAGGAGACCGGGGACAUCGAGCGGCUGGGUCGCUUCCUAUGGUCGCUUCCAGUGGCACCGGGUGCUUGCGAGGCGAUCAACAAGCAUGAAUCCAUCCUACGCGCCCGGGCUGUUGUCGCCUUUCACACCGGCAAUUUUCGCGAUCUCUACCACAUUUUGGAGAACCACAAGUUUACCAAGGACUCGCAUGGUAAACUACAAGCGAUGUGGCUAGAGGCUCACUAUCAGGAGGCCGAGAAACUACGCGGGCGUCCCCUAGGACCGGUUGAUAAGUACAGGGUGCGAAAGAAGUUCCCCCUGCCUAGAACCAUCUGGGACGGUGAGCAGAAGACGCAUUGUUUUAAGGAGCGAACGCGGAGUCUGUUACGGGAGUGGUACCUUCAGGACCCCUACCCAAACCCCAGCAAGAAAAGGGAACUGGCUCAAGCCACUGGACUCACUCCUACACAGGUCGGAAAUUGGUUUAAAAACAGGAGACAACGAGACAGGGCAGCGGCAGCAAAAAACAGGCUCCAGCAUCAAGCAAUAGGGGAAUGGCAUGCGGUCCCUUUCAGAAUCCGGCUGCACCCCACGGAGUUCGGCGGAGUCGCCAUCAACUGCGGCUAGUCCAACAACCAGUGUCUCGAGUAUGACAGAGCGAGUCGACACGGGCACGUCAAUUCUUUCAGUAACAUCAAGU